AUGAAUAUUACAACAACUUCAUCGACAUCAACGAAUUUGAGCUAUGAACUCAGUAUAAUCUACACGUAUAUUUCACCAGCUAUACUUAUAUUUACAAUGAUUGCUAAUAUUAUUAAUAUUGUUGUUUUUUCUCGUGGAAAUCUUCAAUCAUAUUCAUGUAGUCAUUAUUUUCUUGCUUUGGCAUUUGCUUCUCUCAUCUAUAUGAUUGUUUCGCCAAUGAUAUUAUUUCUUCAAUAUCGUUUCGGAAUCUCACCUAUUACUACAUCAUUUGGAUGUCGAAGUAUGUUGUUUAUCAUUUAUUCAUCAUCAUUACUUGCUACCCUAAUGUUGGUAUGUGCCUCAAUUGACCGAUUUUUUGCUAGUUCUUCUUCAGUGCAUUUACGCAAUCUAAGUAAUAUACGAAUAGCACAAAUAUUGAUUAUUGUCAUCACUAUUUCGGUUCUUAUUUAUAUAAGUCCUUUUUGUAUUAUCUAUUAUUGGAAUUUCACGACUAAUCGAUGCACACAAUUAUCAUCAACGAUUAUCACUAUGUAUUUUACUAGUCGAAUUAUUGUUUAUUAUAUCUUAGCACCAUUAGUCAUGGGCAUAUUUGGUCUAUUAACAAUUUCUAACAUUCGAAGUCAAGUACGUCGUGUAUCAACAAUACAUUCUCGUCGUCACCGUCGAACGGAAAGUCAAUUAGCUCGAAUGUUAAUUGUUCAAGUUACUGCAUACGUUUUCUUCUCAAUUCCUGCUGCAGUAACAUAUAUCUUAACGACAUUGAUACCCUCGAUGAAUACAAGUUUAAUUACUAAUAUCCGUAGUAUGACUCUCCUUUGGCAACAAGGUAAUUAUAUUUUCUCUACAUUCCUUUAUAUUCUUUCGGGAAGCAUCUACCGAGAAGAAUUGAAGAAAAUAUUUAUAUUAAAUUAUUACCAACGACGUAUUACUGACUAG
Molecule: messenger RNA, 936 nt
Organism: Adineta ricciae
Lineage: Eukaryota; Metazoa; Rotifera; Eurotatoria; Adinetida; Adinetidae
Source: the annotation of a GenBank genome assembly